GUCACCAUGGCUUCCAGCCCCAUGAUGAUAGCCCCCAUAUGUUUGGUGGAAAAUGAGAAAGAGCAGCUGAUGGUGAAUCCAAAAGCGUUAAAGAUUCUUAAAGAGAUUUCUCAGCCCAUAGUGGUGGUGGCCAUUGUAGGGUUGUAUCGUACAGGAAAAUCUUACCUGAUGAACCGCCUGGCAGGACAGAACAAUGGCUUCCGUCUGGGCUCCACAGUGAGGUCUGAAACCAAGGGCAUCUGGAUGUGGUGUGUACCUCACCCGUCCAAAUCCAAGCAUACCCUGGUCCUUCUGGACACUGAGGGCCUGGGUGAUGUAGAAAAGGGUGACCCUAAGAAUGACUCAUGGAUCUUUGCAUUGGCCAUACUUCUGAGCAGCACCUUCGUCUACAACAGCAUGUGUACCAUCAACCAUCAGGCCCUGGAGCAGCUGCACUUUGUGACUGAAUUAACAGAGCUCAUCAGGACAAAAUCCUCCUUUAGAUCUGAUGAACUAGAGGACUCCACUGAGUUUGUGAGUUUCUUUCCAGACUUUGUUUGGACUGUUCGGGAUUUCAGCCUGGAGCUGAAGUUAGAUGAACGCCCUAUCACCGAAGACGAGUACCUAGAGAAUGCCUUGAAGUUGAUGACAGGCAAGAAUCCCAAAAUCCAAAAUUCCAACCUGCCUAGAGAGUGUAUCAGACAUUUCUUCCCAAAACGGAAGUGUUUUGUCUUUGACCGGCCCAUAAGUGACAAAAGUCUCUUAGUCCGUAUGGAAGAACUGCAAGUAGAGCAGUUGGAUUGUAAUUUCGAGGCGCAAGCAGAAAAAUUCUGUUCCUAUAUCUUCACCCACGCAAGGACCAAGACCCUGAGACAGGGAAUCAUUGUCACUGGGAACCGGCUGGGGACUCUGGUGGAGACCUACAUGAAUGCCAUCAACAGUGGAGCAGUGCCUUGUUUGGAAAAUGCGGUGACAACCCUGGCCCAGCGUGAGAACUUGGUGGCUGUGCAGAAGGCAGCUGACCAUUAUAGCAAGCAGAUGGUCCAGUGUUUGACACUUCCCACAGACACGCUCCAGGAGCUGCUGGACAUACAUGCAGUCUGUGAGAAGGAAGCUAUUGUAAUCUUCAUGGAGCACUCCUUCAAGGAUGAAAAUCAUGAGUUCCACAAACAGCUCGUGAGCACCAUAGAGGAAAAAAAGGAGAACUUUUUGUUGCAGAAUGAAGAAGCAUCUAUGAAAUACUGUCAGGAUGAACUUAAGCAGCUUUCAAAGUCCCUGAUGGAAAGUAUUUCAAGAGGAACUUUCUGUGUUCCUGGAGGACACAGUCUCUACUUAGAAGAAAAGAAAAAGUUUGAACAAGACUAUAUGCGUGUGCCCAGGAAAGGAGUUAAGGCGAACAAAGUCCUCCAGAGCUUCCAGCAGGCACAGGAGCCAAUAGAGGAAAACAUCCUGCAAUCAGACAAAGCCCUCACGGAAAGACAGAAGGCAAUAGAAGUGGAGCGGGCCAAGAUGGAGGCAGCUAAGAAGGAAAAUGAACUGCUGCAACAGAGACAGGAGGAGCAGCACCAAAAGAUGGAGGCUCAAGAGGGGAGCUUCAAGGAAAAUAUGGAGCAAUUGAAGGAGAAGAUGAACAAGGAAAGAGAAAACAUUCUGAGAGAGCAGGAGAAGAUCCUGGAGCAUAAGCUGAAGGUCCAAGAAGAACUGCUUUUGGAAGGAUUUAAAAAGAAAUCUGGGGAGUUAAAUGAAGAGAUAAAACAACUAAAAGAAGAGAUUGAAAACACUAAACAGGAACGCUCAGCAUUAUCACAAUUCCUUGAUAUAGCCGGCAAUGUGUUAAUGACAGUACUACCUGGUACUGGUAAAGUACUUGGGGCAGGGAUGAAAGCUCUCAGCAUACACAUGAAGUAG
This is a messenger RNA of Orycteropus afer afer, 1887 nucleotides long. RefSeq names its product guanylate-binding protein 4-like. Gene Ontology annotation, molecular function: GTPase activity; GTP binding. The record is from RefSeq and is a predicted model, not a curated record. Lineage: Eukaryota; Metazoa; Chordata; Mammalia; Tubulidentata; Orycteropodidae. Bases 7 to 1887 code for a protein of 626 amino acids. The transcript has 10 exons. Gene Ontology annotation, biological process: defense response to protozoan; defense response to Gram-positive bacterium.